ACACCCACUGAAUUAUACAGAGACUGCAAUUCAUAUUGAGUAGAUUCACUGAUCAUUUAUAGUAUCCACAUAUUUUAACUAUACAUUCAAAGAUGUUUUCAUCACGUCAAACUAGUGUAACAUUUAAUCAACAAUCAAAACCUUUCUAAAUUUGGAUUACAUCCGGAGGUGGGCACUAGCUCCUUAUGAAUGGGUAUUAUUGAAAGGAAAUCCAGUCAGUUAACAAUAAAUGUAAACCACUUAAGCAGGCAGCAACACUCAGAUAGCGCUGAAUGUGACGUGCCUUGUAGUUCAGCAUUACGGCCACGUGGGGGCGCUGUGUAAUUUCUCAACUCAGAUGUUAAGAGUCGUUGGUUUGUGCCGCGAGUUUUUGUUUUUGUCGGCGUCUAAAAAGUUCAAUCAGUUAGCAACCAGAUAAAACCAUGAGCUAACAGUACGCUUCAGCCAGGCAUAAAUCUGAUCUGUUCGACAUUUUGGUUAUUUUUAAACUUGUCUCGCAGCCGCUCAAAAAAUGUCAGUUGACAAAGAGGAAACUCGUCAGAGGUUGAAGGCAGCGGUUCAUUACACGGUGGGUCGGUUGUGUCAGAAGAUCGGAGAGGACCACCGGAGGGAGUUCAGCCGACAGACCAUAGCAGCCAUAGCGGAAACGACAUUCAGGGAGUGCGACAUCUUUGCCAAGGAUCUGGAAGCUUUUGCCAGACACGCCAAAAGAAGCACGGUGUCUUCAGAGGAUGUAAAACUUCUAGCCCGCCGCAGUAGUGCUCUGUCCAACCACAUACAAAAUAAAAGUGAAGAACUGGCCCAGGAGCAGAGAGAUUCCAGAAAGAAGAGUACAGUGAAGAGGAAGAGCAGAGACACCGAGGAGGAGAGCAGAGAAUGAGGACAAGCCACAGGGAAACCUGCAGCGUCUGACUUUCUGCCCAACAUGCAUAGAAAAAUAGGAGCUUGACCAGAACAAACUGCUUUAAUGAACUUUACAGAAACAAGACUGAUAGAAAGCUAAACUCGUCUCAGUAGGCGCCGAGUUGGCAUGAAGUGACGAAUGAUGAGCAACAAAAUCUUUAGAACUGUUCAUGUAACAUUUACUGCGACCAAUAAAUCCUAUAUUCAUCUA
This is a messenger RNA of Poecilia latipinna (sailfin molly), 1114 nucleotides long. RefSeq names its product centromere protein S (gene cenps). Gene Ontology annotation, biological process: replication fork processing; resolution of meiotic recombination intermediates. Gene Ontology annotation, cellular component: FANCM-MHF complex. Gene Ontology annotation, molecular function: protein heterodimerization activity; chromatin binding. The record is from RefSeq and is a predicted model, not a curated record. The transcript has 5 exons. Bases 512 to 880 code for a protein of 122 amino acids. NCBI's taxonomy places the organism in Eukaryota, Metazoa, Chordata, Actinopteri, Cyprinodontiformes, Poeciliidae.